GUUAGAAGGACUGUAGUUGUAGAGAAAGUCACUUGUCUGUGGGGACAGAAUGGAGCACACCUUGCUCUGUUUGCUACUAUUGCUGAGUACACACAUCUACUCUGGACACUCUGAACAUGAUGAUGGACGGGCAAUGGCUGUUCUGACCAUACAACCCAAAUCCUCCCAGAUAUUCAGUGGAGAGUCUGUCACUUUCAGAUGUAACAUACAUAGGGGAGAAGUCACUGACUGGAAAUACACAUGGAGCAAGGAUGGUGUAGACUUAACCAGUGGGAAGCAUAAAUAUGAGAUCAAUGAGGUUAAGAUUUCAAACAAUGGUGACUACAGGUGUCUGGGUACACAUAUUGGUAAUGGGGCGUAUUCUGAGUGGAGUGAUGCAGUCAGACUGACAGUGACAGCUCUUCCUGAAACUACACUGAGCGUGUAUCCAAACCCUGCAGACACUGGAGAGACAGUAACUCUGACGUGUUCAGUGGGGUCUGACAGUGGCUGGAGCUACACAUGGUACAAAGACAACACUAAGAAAGUAGUGACCUUGUCUGGCAGACACACUACAACAGGAGCCACCUUCACCAUCAGUAGAGCUGCUGAGACUGACCAGGGUCUCUACUGGUGUCAGGGAGAGAUCCAGUUCAGAUCAAUAUCAUCAAUCAUCAGUGAUCCUGUCACUAUCACUGUGAAAGAGAGACCUGUGGCUGUUCUGACCCUCCAACCCAACUGGCCCCAUAUAUUCAGUGGAGAGACUGUCACUCUCAGAUGUGACAUACAGGGGGGAGAAGAGAUUGAUUAUGCUUUUUAUAACAGUGGGAUGUCGGUCUCCACCAAAACAGAGCCCGAGUACAGAAUCAGUCCUGCAAAGAAUGGUCUAUAUACCUGUGAAGGUCUUCAGAAAAUAAAUGGCUUAAAACACUCCCAGACAAGUAAUGCUAUACAAUUGACCGUGUUAGAUAAACCCCAAGCUGUCCUAAGUGUCUCUCCUCAGUGGCUGAACCCUGGAGACUCAGUUACUCUGAGCUGUGGGGUUAAAGAGUCAUCUACAGGCUGGAGGUUCUUCUGGUACCGAACUGUUCCCUACACAGCUGGGUUACUCUCCCUGUCAGAUAGGUCCUACACUGUAGAGCCUCUGUCUGGCAAUGGGACUAGUGAAGACUCCUACACUCUGAUCCCUACUGGUCCUAGUCACACAGGAGGAUAUGUGUGUAGAGCAGGAAGAGGAGACCCAGUCUAUGACACACUCUACAGUGAACCUCAGUUUUUCUGGUCGGGAGAUCCGCAAACUUCCGUGUCUCUCAAAAUAAGACCUAACAGAACUCAACACUUUACAUCAAAGUCUCUCUCACUAAGCUGCGAGGAGAAGAGGAAUUCUACUGGAUGGAGACUGAAGAGAUACAGAGAGAAAGCAGUGGAGUCAGGAUGUGGCUCUAACUGGGGAUCAAUAGCAGGGUCCACAUGUACCAUCAGAUCCACACGUAAAAAGGACAGUGGAGUUUACUGGUGUGAGUCUGGAUCAGGAGAGUAUAGUAAUGCUGUCAACAUCACAGUGGAUGUUGGCCCUCUGAUCCUGGAGAGCCCUGCCUAUCCCAUAACUGAGGGAGACUCUGUGACUCUACGCUGUACAAAUAGAUAUCAGGAAACAAACCCAAUACCGAAGGUUGAUUUCUACAAAGAUGGAGUACUCAUCAGGAAUGAGACCACAGGAGAAAUGACCAUCCCUGCAGUGUCCAAGUCAGAUGAAGGCUCCUAUAAGUGUAAAUAUAGUAAAGGAGAAUCACCAGAGAGCUGGGUGACAGUGAGAGGUGUAACUCCUGGACCCUCUACAUCAGUCCCAGUAGGAGUGGUUGUGGGCCUGGUUGUUGCUGGUGUUCUACUGGCCAUUCUCCUGGUACUGCUGUGUCCAUAUAAAAAAGCCAAAGAUUCAUGUUGCAACAUAAUGUUCUCGCCCCACCAGCUCCAGAGGACCAACUUGGACCCCCAACAGGACCAAGGAUCUACCCAGGGCCUGGCUCCUGAUGCUGGGUAUACACGUCUGCAACAUGGUGGCGCUAACAUCUAUGAUACAAUCACACCCCCAGACAGUAAUGACAAUGAUGCUGGUGCUGCUACUGCUGGACCAAGUGAUGUGAUGUACGCCCAGAUUCAACUCAAAAAGUUGGACAAGAAAAAGAAAAAAAUGCCAGCUGAUCCAAAAGAAAAUCCAGUCUAUUCUGAGAUCAAGGCAUGGAAGACCACAGCAGCAACUGGACCUGUUGAUGUGACCUAUGCUGAGGUUGACCUUAAACAGAAGGCCAAAGCCAAGAAGAAGAAAGAAACAGCAACCCCACCUGAGACAGAUUCAGUCUAUUAUCAAUUGAAGCCAGGUACAGCCCCAGGUACUUGAGGGGGUCAGGGAUGGAGGGAUGGAGAGAUGAAAGGAUGGCGGGUUGGAGGGAUGGAUGGAUGGAUGGAAGGACACACCAUCAGAGGAGGAGCAGAAGCAGAAGGAAACCGGAACAUGGAUUUUGUGCUCUCAAUGCACACAAUCAAACAAACACAUGCACAAACACAAUAACACCUUGUACAUUAAGGAGUUCUUACUUAUUUCAUUUACCAACAGAUAUAUUAUUUAACUUUGGGAUAUGUGGGGCGGUAGCGUCCCACUUGGCCAAAAGCCAGAGAAAAUGCAGAGCACCAAAUUCAGAUCAAUUCCUAUAAAAAUCAAGCUUUCAUGACAUCACACCUGUAAGAUACCAAAUUAAAGCUACACGUGUUGUGAAUCCAGCCAACAUGUCAGAUUUCAAAAAGGCUUUUCAGCAAAAGCAAACGAUGCUAUUAUCUGUGCACUGAUAGUAAACAAAAGAGAGAGAACAUUUCAACCCUGCAGGCGCGACACAAAACGCAGAAAUAAAAAUAUAAAUCAUGCCUUACC
Oncorhynchus nerka (sockeye salmon) is the source of this 2905-nucleotide messenger RNA. Its product is annotated as Fc receptor-like protein 5. Gene Ontology annotation, molecular function: transmembrane signaling receptor activity. Gene Ontology annotation, cellular component: plasma membrane. The record is from RefSeq and is a predicted model, not a curated record. Gene Ontology annotation, biological process: cell surface receptor signaling pathway. The transcript has 17 exons. NCBI's taxonomy places the organism in Eukaryota, Metazoa, Chordata, Actinopteri, Salmoniformes, Salmonidae. Bases 50 to 2377 code for a protein of 775 amino acids.